UUGAAUCCUGUUAUUGCACAAAACAAACAUGUAUAACUUAAGACAUCUAGCAGUAACAUAUGGUUAACUUAUGCUAUGCAGGUAGUGCUGCUUCUCUGUGAGGAUGCGUCUGUGUGCGUUUGGUCUUCUUACAUUUGAGGAAAUAGUGACACAAACAUUUGAAAAAUUAUGGUUUUAAGUGAGCAGAAAGGAUGUUAUGUGUAGUUUUAUACAUUUGUACGCAGAGAAAGUUUAAUGAAAGAGAAAAUUAUCAGAUUCGUGAAGAUAAACUUAAUAAAUUGUGUGUAACUGAUCAGUGUUUAUUUGGGUUUGGAUGUAUACAUUUGUAAAAGAAGUUUUGCAUGUGCUCAAAUUGCUUUGCAUUUAUGUGUGGAUUUAAACAUGUUUGAGAAUCCUCUAAAGUUAAACACACAUCACUGCAGUCAUUUGUCUUAGUUUACACUCAUACUUAUUUGUAACACUGUUGAGACAAAUUUUGCUAUAAAAAAAUUCCAGGUUUAGUGUUUCUAAGGUCUUUGUGCUCUCCGACAUCUCGUGUAAAGAUUUGAGGAAAUGAUUAGUUGCACAAAUCAUGAGAAAAUCUGUUUGGUUUCUUGACAUGAUGGUGCAGCUUUAGAGCUGAACAACAUUUGAGAAGUCAAAACAAACAGAAAAUGUGACAGCAAAAAUUUCCCUUCACGUUUGAAAAACAACCCAAACAAAGCUGCUCAACAUGACUGAAAUAUCAAAGGAACACAUGAAGUCAGAUCUGUGUGAGAGGCAGAAACUCACAUGCGUAAGAAAACAUCUGAAUGUUUCCUGGCUGAUAAUCACAUUAAAAGUCUCUGCUUAGCCACCGGCUCUCACCUGCUGACAGAGGCAGAACAAAACCUGAAAAACCAGAACUUCAGGAUCAGAAUUCGAAAAGUGAAACUGAAAGAGCUUUAAAAUCUGUUUCUUUUAAACAAGAAUCAAACUGAGCUCAUCCAGCCGUUCUCAACAGCACAGUAGAGAUUCUGUCCAACACUGCAGUUUCACUGCGGAAAAUCUGUUUCUCCUCAAAGGAACCUUAAACUGAGCUCAUCCAGCCUUUCUGAGCAGCACAGCAGAGCUUCUGUCCAACACUGGGUCUGAAGAGCUCACUGCUUUGUGCCUGACACACCUGCAGGGAGAGGCGGAGAUUCAACUGAGUCUAUCAGGUUUUCCUCAACAACACAACAAACAGCAAUGGCUGGUAUUGUCCUCAUGUGGAUCUAAGAGUAAAAAAACCCUGUGAAACUGAGUGUUGGUCGUGUUUAACAUGACCAUCCACCACCGGAAGAGGAGACAUGAGACAGAAGGAAACAUGUCUGCUGCCUGCUGUCUUCUAUCUGAAGAUCGGUUUCUGUGCUCCAUCUGUCUGGAUCUCUUCACUGAUCCAGUCUCCACACCAUGUGGACACAACUUCUGCAAAAACUGCAUCAGUCAACACUGGGAUAUCAGUGACAGGUGUCAGUGUCCUGUGUGUAAAACGGUGUUUGAGAUCAGACAUGAGCUGGGGGAAAUCUCUGAGCUGAUGAAGAGAAGCUCUGAGGUGGAGCAGCUCUCACUCUCUAAAGAUCACCUCCACCUCAUUCAAAGCUUCUCAUGCCUACAAGUUGCUCCAACCAGCAAUGACUGGACAGAGGUCAGUAUCCAUCCACUAUCAUAUGAGCUGUUUGAGGCUGAGCUGAAGAGGGUCCAGCAGUAUGCAGUGGAUAUGACUCUUGAUCCUGAUACAGCACAUCAGAAACUCAUCCUGUCUGAUGAUGGAAAACAAGUACACUGUGGUGAUAGAAGGAAGCAACAUCCAGACAACCCAGAGACAUUUUUUAAAGGUGUUUGUGUUUUAGCAAAGCAGAGUCUCUCUUCAGGCAGAUUAUACUUUGAAAUUCAGGUUAAAGAAAAGACCAAAUGGUUUUUAGGGGUGGUCAGAGAGUCAAUCAACAGGAAGGAAGACCCCAAUCCGAGUCCUGCGAAUGGUUACUGGACAGUAAUUUUAGGUAAAAAUAGUUUUAUAGCUCUUGACAACCUUCCAGUCCAUCUUCCUCUUCACCGUCCUGAGAAGGUGGGAGUGUUUGUGGAUUAUGAGGAGGGUCUGGUCUCCUUUUAUGACGUAGAUCUCGCAGCUCUUAUCUACUCCUUUACUGGCUGCUCCUUUACCGAGAAACUCUACCCAUUCUUCUGUCCCGGUAAUAAUGAUGAUGGUAACAACUCUGCGCCGCUGAUCAUCUGUCCUGUCAAUCAGCCAGUCUGAUCUUUUUACAUGAGGAAAUUGGAUCAAUUAUAGGUUAAGCUCAUUAUUUUAACUAACACAAAGAAGAAGUCCUAUAAACAGAACUUGGCAAACUGCACCUUCUGAAGAUUAUGAGAUUCACUCAGAAGCUGCAGAAGUUCAACGUUAGUUGAUUUCUAUUUAUUUUUUAAUCUGUUUACAAGUUGAAGAAAAUGAUCCAUUUGAGGAAAUCCAGUGUGAGUAAAUAGACACUCUCCUUUUCUUUUCUUUUUUUUCAAUGUUUAAAGGCACACGUAUGAGUACAAAUGUUAACAUUGUAUUAUUUUAAUUGACCUGGUGUUAUAUCAAUAUCAAAGUCAAGAUGGAGACACUGUUCCUCUGUUCUACUACAACACACUUGUUCAUAAUCACAUAAAUAUAAAUCUGAACUUUUAUCGUCUCCUUUGAUGAUCAUCAGCUGCUGAACUUUAGUCAUCUUACCUCUGAAGUAACAGGACUAUGAGCUGCUGUUUUGAAUCAAUAAUAUUAUUUUAACUAUCAUACACGUCAUAAAUGCAUUUGUACCAUCAUUUUUAUGUUUAGUUUCAAGACUGCGAUACUUGAUCAGCACACAAUGACACCCAUGGCCCACUCGUCCUUUUUCCUUCUCAACCCUGUCCUUCGUUCAUGAUGCAAAUGUAAAGUUGUGGUAUUGGUACUUAAACAUUUAGCUAGCUAAGUCUUAAAUCAUUACUCUUUCUCUCUGGUGUUCAGCCUAAAUGUAAAUGUUGAUGCAGCAGUUGGAGUAAAAAUCCAGCAGAGGGCGCUCUGAGCCAGGGCAGCACUGUCACUGCUGCUGUGCAUUAUUUAAACCAUUAAACUCAUGCGUGUAUUUGAUUAAUGAUUAUUCAGGUCAUCAGAGCCGUUGCUGUGUUUCACUCUGAAUAAGAUGAUGCCGUCUAAAUUAAAAGCAUAAUAAAUUUUAGAAUGCAGAGGGAAGCCCGACCUGCUCUCUAUUUUCAGACAUUAGUUUUGUUUCAGUGGAGAAUAAUGAAAUAGUUGCUGUAGUUCUUUUCUGCUGUUGCUGUUAGCGCUCUCAUUUCUCACUGAGGCCCUGACUGUUAAAUACACUGAAUGAAACAGCACCUCAGUAAAUACUGUGUGUAUAAUAAGUGGUGAAACGCAGUGCUGUCUGAGAGUCGAUGCUGAGUUUGUCUCAAAGCUGUUUCAGCUCAUUUUAAAUGCUGUCAUCGAUGUUCUGACACCCCGAAAGAUGAAAACCAAACCAAUAACUCUGUUAAUCUCUUAUUGUGUAAAACUUAAUUAAUAAAAUAUUUCCACAUGA
Messenger RNA from Haplochromis burtoni (Burton's mouthbrooder), 3557 nucleotides. Its product is annotated as E3 ubiquitin-protein ligase TRIM39. The record is from RefSeq and is a predicted model, not a curated record. Lineage: Eukaryota; Metazoa; Chordata; Actinopteri; Cichliformes; Cichlidae. The transcript has 5 exons. Bases 1280 to 2254 code for a protein of 324 amino acids. Gene Ontology annotation, molecular function: protein binding.